AUGGAUUACCCGGAUGUUAAGGAUCUGGGGGGAGACAGUGGCUCUAGCAGUGACAGCGACGAAAACGAAGACAUAUCGGAUCCACCUGAGGAACCCCAAAGGAAUCGACCAGACUCUCCUCAACCGCCGCCCCCAGAAGUAGUAGCUCAUAACCUUUCAAAAAAUGAAGUCACCUCCGAAUCUACAUCCAGACCCCCUGAAGCUCAAAAAUCUAUCGCAGAAGCAAACCCAGGCGUCUCCAAAGCCCCUCAAAGUCUUCCAGUUCCUCCAUCAUCUGUGCCUUGCGUGAUACCUAAUGCUCCAACCAAUCCAGUCCAGGCUCUUCCUCUUCUGCUGCAGACCCCUUCAGGUGUUGGAUACGCCUCCACUCCAGACGGAAUGAUCCUAGGACUGCUGCAGGGUCCAAACAUUGUCCAACCUCAAUUGGUGGCGAUUCCUGUGGCCAGUGUCGGCAAUUUGGCUGCAAAUAUUGGAAAGAAACCGGAAAAUCCAAAGACUAGUUAGGUUGGAAGAUUGUGGAAAUGUGUGAUAUUUGGAACUUGAUAGUGUGUGAUACUGACAACAACAGCGCAGUCGGAGGCGGCGACUCGAGUGACAGUUGCAUCAGCGACGGCGAAAUGGACAGCGAACCGUCCGCCCCCUCUCCGAAGUCUGCCACGCCCACAUCGAGUGCGGCCAAUGGCAACGGACCGUCGACUCGACCGCCCAUCCUGUCGCCGUUGAUGUAUCAGACGCCGCAGGGCAUGAUGUACGCUGCCACGCCUUCCGGAGGCGGAGUCAUACUGGGACUGGCACAGCCCGAAGACGGAGCAACUCACCCUCAGUUCAUCACUAUACCGUUGUCGAUGAUGGGCGCACAACAGCACCAACAGAAUGGGCAGAGUGCGGAACUUGAUCUUUCAAAAAGAAAAUAAAUUAUCUGACUGUAUUCGAGGUUUUUCAAGCAUUUGAGGGGUUGAGCAGGGACGGUAAUCUCGGUUUCAGAAACUCACAGCGUUUUCAUGUCAUUUGCAUUGAUUAUAGCAUUAUAAGAGAGAGGUUAUGGCUCGCAGUGUAAAAUAAAAUAUAAUAACAUUGUUCAGAAGUUAUGACGCAUUAGCUUAGUUUUGAAUGACUCAGCGCUGUCCUAUUGUGAGGUUAUGCUUUCUUUUUGAAUUGUAGGAAAUUUCAGGCUGAUAAGACAGAUAUAUAUAUAUAUAUAUAUAUAUAUAUAUAUAACUUGAGACGUGGUCAUUGUCGUCUAGACCAGUUAGGUGAAAAAUUAAAGCUUCCGCCUUUUGUUGGGUACUUCGACAAAAUUUAAGCAAAGAGGACUCUUUAUACUUUUUUUAAUUCUCUCUAGCUUUCAAUGGACUUUGCCAUCAUCAUCAGGAGCUGCAAUUACAAUGAUAAUUGUAGCAACAAAAGUGUAAAACGAAUUUAAAUUGAAUCAACUUACAGUAGUAUGUGAG
Molecule: messenger RNA, 1451 nt
Organism: Acanthoscelides obtectus
Lineage: Eukaryota; Metazoa; Arthropoda; Insecta; Coleoptera; Chrysomelidae
Source: the annotation of a GenBank genome assembly